GUCAGAUGUUGCUAGCUUUGUGUCCCAAGGAGAAAUGAUAGCAGCAGAAGCAGACAGCUGAGAAGAACAGAGUUUUGCCCAGUCGUGGUGUGAAUUUCAGAUAAGGUUGCUGACAUCAUGAGUGACUCAGGAAGUUUAUUUGGUGACGUUCACAAGCCCAGUGCCAGAGCCAUCUAUGAACAGAGGAAGAAGUAUUCCAACUUCAUUGUGGCAGAUGUCUCUCAGUAUGCUGUCAAUCACCUGGUGACCUUCUCCAUUGGGGAAGAGGAUGAUUUGACAUCUGUGGAGGAUGCUAUCAGAAAACUAUGCAUCAUGGAUAAGCAAGGGAAGAUCUGGGUUCAGGAGAUGUUGCUCCAGGUCAACGGGUCAGCUAUCAAGCUCCUUGACAUAAACUCAAAGGAGGAACUGGAGAAUUAUGCAUUGGCAACGGUGGCUUAUUGUGAUGCUGUCUGCCCUGAGUCCCGUUCCCGAUCCUUGCUUGUACUCAUGUGCCAGGAAACUACUCAGCUCAGACCGGAUAUUCACUUCUUUGAGUGUGAACAAAUUAGGGCGGAAUGGAUCCAGCAAGACAUCAGCAGUGCUCUGCUGGAUUUCAACACAGGAGGAAAUACGCAACGGAUGGAAGCCUUGAGAGCUGCCCAAAACAUGCUUGAUAAUCAGGAGGUCUUCUCUCAGCCUCCUAUGCAAGUUCCUUCUAGGACAAAGAUUGUUGCACCAGGGCCAAGAGAAGAUGCCAUCUUGAUAGGGGAACCUGAUCUGGCCAUCAUCCAAACAGAGCAAAAUGUGGAACUGCUGAACCGAGUUUUUGAUGAUGUGGAAGCCUUCGUCAGAAAGCUGCAGAAAGCUGCAGAAGCUUUCCGUGUCCUGAAUCAAUGCAGGCGCUCUGCGAGAGGGCGCCUUCGAGAGCCAGGAGAGGGACUCUUAACCAUCAGAGCAAAAACCCCAUCCCAAGAGGAGUUUGAAGACGCUCUGUCCAAAAUCAAAUAUUCCUUUAGCCUUCUGGCAAGGCUGAAAUCAAACAUCACAUGCCCUACUUCAGAGGAGCUAAUAUGUAUUCUUUUCAAACCCUUGAAGAUGAUUGUGGAUUCUUCUGGGGGUGUGGAAUUUGCUUCUGAAUUGCGCAAUCCCAUGAUAACUCUAGAGGCAGUGUCUUUGAUGAGAAGCUGCUUAGGAGACUGGGAAACAGAACUCUGGCAUUCUCUGGGUGAAAACUGGACUAAGCCCAGGGUGGAUUUCCCCAGGGGCUAUGCAGCUCCCUACCACCUAAUUUUUUGCAGUGACUGGAAGCCUCCUAUCCAAGAUGCUUUUGGGAAACCUUGGGAAGACCCAGUGGAGAUGCAACACCGCCAUGAAGAACGCCGUAACCAGCAAUCGGCUCCCACAAUUGCAGCCAAUGGGUGCAAACAUUUAGAGAAGAAAUCAGUGAUCUGCACCCACAACUUCACAGCCAGAAACAGCAAUGAACUGUCAGUGCUUCAAGGAGACAUAUUAGAGGUUCUCGAUGAUAGUAAGAAGUGGUGGAAAGUCAAGAAUUGUUAUGGUCAAGCUGGUUACGUCCCUUAUAAUAUUCUUGCUCCAAUGCUGAAUGGAGAUCAUUCCAGUAUCCAGAAUGACAAGGAAAUACUAAUAAUCCAUGAAAUCACUCCUAUAAUAACGAAGAUACCACCACCUCAGCCACCAGCCAAGACCAAAACUCUACAGUCCAAUGGUGUAAAAUGGGCCAGCAUGGAGGACCUUAACAUGGACCACAGCAAGAAAGAUAACUUCACCAUGGUCAAUGAGGAGCUCGUCCUGAAGCUGGCCAACGGGACAAGUGGCGGUAGUAAGACUCUUCACAUCCCACGUACUCUGGAUACUGAUGUGCCUUUAGACUACAAUUCAAAUUCUGAUCAAGUCCGAACCUGGUUGGAGGCCAAAGGGUUCAAUCCAUUGAUUGUCAAUGCCUUGGGAAUUCUGAAUGGCGCUCAGCUCCUUUCCUUGCAAAAGGAUGAGUUGAGAGCUAUCAAUCCAGAAGAUGGCCCUCGAGUCUACAGCCAGGUUACCAUCCAGAAAGCCCUCCUAAAGGAUUCUGGGAAAAUGUCGGAGCUAGAGGCCGUGAUGGCAAGACAAAAAAGAAAGGCAGAAGGAUUGGACUAACAGAGCUCUCUUUUUACGUGGUGGUGUGACUUUGCGAAAGAAAUGUGGACAUGCCAGAUCUUUCUAUAGGAUCAGAAUCUACAUUGUGUAGGGAGAUCAGUGUGAAAGAAUUGGUUAUAAUUGUUACUGUGGGUGUUUUAUAUUCUUGAUUCGCUAUAAAGAAGAGAAACCUACUGGUAUCCCCAGUUUCAUGGAGCAAUCUUCUAGCACUCUCCCUAUUCCUUAAUCCUCAAUUUUUUUUAAAAUAAAGAAAAAAAAUUAUGUCCUAUAGGAUCUACACUAUCUCCAUUUUGGAACAAUUUGCUUAUCUCCUUGUAGAAUUAUCUCUCAAUCUCUCAGUAGGAAAAUACAAAUAUUAUAUAGUGCAUGCUACCAUCCAUUCAAUUUUAAUUAUUUCAUUAAACAUCAGCCUGGAUAUUGUUGAACAGAUUUUUUUUUUCCAAUUGUAUGGUCUCGUGAACUAUGCAUGUAAAUCUACAUAAAAGCAAUAAUUUUAUACACAGUUUAUUUACAGAACAUCGUAGGAAUUGUAGUCAAAGUUCUGCCUGGAUGUUCAAUGAGUGACAUUUUGAAACUCUUAUGAAGCAGAUCAUCCUGUCUAGCCAAAAUGACUCCAUCUGUUUUUUUAUAGGUUCCUGAGAAAUAAUAGCUCAGCAUUAAAAAAAUUAAAUAAUCUAAGGAAGUAUGUGUCAUAAAAAAUGACAAAUUAUUAUUAUAAGAAUUAGUUGCUUAAAAUUCAGAGGCUUUUGUUGUCACAGAACAAUACAUUUUUUGGUCACUAGGUGGCAGUCGGCAGCCUCUAUGGGCAAACCAAGCUACAAAUAAUUUCCCUGCAAAUCAAAAAGAUUUAGCCAGAUUUUUAACAGCUUGUUCCUAUUGUCCUAAAAGCAUUUUUAUGGAGAAAAUGAACUGAAUCAGCUGCUUUGAAGGAAAAUGUGAUGUUUCAACUAAAAAAAAAAAGACUUUAUGAUAAAAUGGGGCCAUUUGCCUUGAAACUUGCUGUGCUGAGAUUUCAUUAUAGGGUAUGUGUGUAUUUGUGUAUAUGUGUGUUAGCUAACUACCGUGUUUCCCCGAAAAUAAGACGCUGUCUUAUAUUUUUUUGAACCCUGAAAUAAGCGCUUGGCCUUAUUGCCAUGCACUCAAAAGCCCGAUUGGGCUUGUUAUCAGGGGAUGUCUUAUUUUGGGGGAAACAAGGUAUUUAAUUGGUUCUUUUUGUCCAAUAGUUUUCUCACAAUUUGAUGAACACGUGUUGAACAAAAGCACCAUAAUUUUGACUGCUGUGCUACAAAGGCCGUUUUUGUUAGAAGUUUCUUGAGUUCAGUUUUAUCCCUAAAUUUACUAGCAGUUCUCCACAAAUUGUUUACUCCAAGCUGCCAGUAAGAUUAAUGUUUUUGUGGAGGAGAAAGAUGUGGAUGGUAAAAAUCACUGUAAGCUGCUUUCCCAUAAUAAAUCUAAUGCAAGACAUUUAUUUUAAGCCUAUUUAUAUGAAAUUACUGUUAAUACCCUGUUCCCCCCAAAAUAAGACAUCCCCUGAUAAUAAGCCCAAAUGGGCUUUUGAGCGCAUGGCAAUAAGGCCAAGCGCUUAUUUCAGGGUUCAAAGAAAUAUAAGACACGGUCUUAUUUUUGGGGAAACACAGUAUUUGUUUUAAAAAGAUUAAUUUUCAAAAAUUCUUUUUUAAAAAAACUGAAAUUGAUUUUGACUCUAGAACAGGGUCCCUAGUUAAGUGGCCCAGUAAGCCAAAUGGGUUUCUGAACAGCAUGUAAAUCUCCCAGGAAAUAACAUUUUAAACUAACAUUUUUAAGGCCAGAAAUUCUGUUCUCUGACUGCUUUGCAGGAGAGCAUCAUUACAGAAGGACUAAGAAUCAAUCCCAAGAUCAUCUAUUCCUUAUGGGGGCACUGGUGAAUCCAAUACAGAUAGUCCUCUACUUACAACAGUUCAUUUAGUGACCAUUCAAAGUUACAACCACACUGGAAAAAAAGUGACUUAUGACUAUUCUUCACACUUACGACUGUUGCACCAUCCCCAUGGUCACAUGAUCAAAAUUCAAAUGCUUGGCAACUGAUUCACACUUAUGACAGUGUCCCAGAGUCACGUAAUCUCUUUUUGCAACCUUCGGGCAAGCAAAAUCAAUGGGAAAGCCAGAUUCACUUAACAACCGUGUUACUAAUUUAACAGCUGGACUGAUUCACUUAGCAAAUGUAGCAAGACAGGUCAAUAAAAUGGGGCAAAACUCACUUAACAAAUGUCUUGCUUAGAAACAGAAAUUUUGGGCUCUAUAAAUUGAGGACUACAUGUAAGGGAUUUCAGUUUAGUUUGCACCCAGCAAAUUUAGCGCAGUCCAAAAAAACCCACACAGGAGACCAUCUCUCAUUGGUAACUAAUUAAAUUUGCACAUUUUAUGUUUCUGAUUUAUUUUCUCCAAACUUCCUAAGAGGCCAACUGCUUGUUUGUUGUAGUGAUGGAAAUGCAGUAUCUCUUAUUGUUUCAGGACUUGGGGAGAUUUUAUGGAAGACAUUGUUAAUUAUAUUAAAAUCUGUAAAUAAAUUUUUCGAACAAUAA
Molecule: messenger RNA, 4697 nt
Organism: Pantherophis guttatus
Lineage: Eukaryota; Metazoa; Chordata; Lepidosauria; Squamata; Colubridae
Gene: EPS8L1
Product: EPS8 signaling adaptor L1
Biological process (GO): regulation of Rho protein signal transduction; positive regulation of ruffle assembly; Rho protein signal transduction
Cellular component (GO): plasma membrane; ruffle membrane; vesicle
Molecular function (GO): actin binding
Source: RefSeq, a predicted model, not a curated record